Messenger RNA from Nannospalax galili (Upper Galilee mountains blind mole rat), 3606 nucleotides. RefSeq names its product major facilitator superfamily domain containing 4A (gene Slc60a1). The transcript is spliced from 10 exons. The record is from RefSeq and is a predicted model, not a curated record. Gene Ontology annotation, biological process: transmembrane transport. Lineage: Eukaryota; Metazoa; Chordata; Mammalia; Rodentia; Spalacidae. Bases 160 to 1698 code for a protein of 512 amino acids.
CCCGGCGGCAGGCACGUGCGUCCGCGGCGCCCCCGUCCUCCACACUGCGCGCUGGCCGAGGGCGGGGCCGGCGCUCCCUCCUCUCCUCCCCCGGCUCGGCCGGCCUCCCGCGGGCGGCGGCAUUCGGCACCCGGCUAGCUGCGAGCACCCGGCGGAGCCAUGGACUGCGACGGCCGCGUGUCAGGGCUGCUGCGCCGCAACCUACAGCCCACGCUCACCUACUGGAGCGUCUUCUUCAGCUUCGGCCUGUGCAUCGCCUUCCUGGGGCCCACGCUGCUGGACCUGCGCUGCCAGACGCACAGCUCGCUGCCCCAGAUCUCCUGGGUCUUCUUCUCACAGCAGCUCUGCCUCCUGCUGGGCAGCGCCCUCGGGGGCGUCUUCAAGAGGACCUUGGCCCAGUCAUUAUGGGCCCUCUUCACCUCUACCCUGGCCAUCUCCCUGGUGUUUGCUGUCAUCCCCUUCUGCCAUGAUGUGAAGGUGCUGGCCUCGGUCAUAGCACUGGCGGGCCUAGCCAUGGGCUGUAUCGACACUGUGGCCAACAUGCAGCUGGUGAGGAUAUACCAGAAGGACUCAGCCUUCUUCCUCCAGGUACUCCAUUUCUUCGUGGGUUUUGGUGCUCUGCUGAGCCCCCUGAUUGCUGACCCCUUCCUGUCAGAGGCCAGCUGCUUUCCUGCCAACAGUACAGCCAACGCCACCUCCAGAAACCACCUGUUCCAUGCCUCCCGGGUCCUGGGCCAACACCAUGCAACAGCCCAGCCUUGGUCAAACCAGACCAUCUCCAGGCGACCCCCAAAGGAUGUGGCAGAGAACCACGUAUCCUAUGCCUUCUGGAUCAUGGCCCUCAUCAAUCUCCCAGUGCCCCUGGCUGUGCUAUUCCUGCUGUCCAAGGAGCGGCUGCUGACCUGCUCCCAGAGGAAGCCACUGCUCCUGCCCGCAGAUGAGCUUGCACUGGAGACCCGGCCUCCUGACAAGGAAGACACCUCGCUGGCCCCCAAGUUUCAGCCACACCCAGGGCAGGAGGACCUGUUCAGCUGCUGCCAGAGGAAGAACUUCCGGGGAGCUCCUUGCUCUUUCUUCGCCAUCCACAUCACAGCUGCUCUGGUUCUGUUCAUGACAGAUGGAAUGAUGGGUGCGUAUUCUGCCUUUGUGUACAGCUAUGCUGUGGAGAAGCCACUGUCUGUUGGACACAAGGUGGCCGGUUACCUCCCCAGCCUCUUCUGGGGCUUUAUCACGCUGGGCCGGCUCAUCUCUAUCCCUGUCUCCUCAAGAAUGAGGCCCGCCACCAUGGUAUUCAUCAAUGUGGUGGGAGUGUUGGUGACAUUCCUGUUCCUGCUUAUUUUCUCCUACAAUGUCAUCUUCCUGUUUGUGGGAACAGCAAGUUUGGGCCUGUUUCUGAGUAGCACCUUCCCAAGUAUGCUAGCCUACACUGAGGACAUCCUCCAGUACAAAGGCUGUGCGACCACAGUGCUGGUGACCGGGGCAGGAAUUGGCGAGAUGGUCCUGCAGAUGCUGGUUGGUUUGAUCUUCCAGGCCCAGGGCAGCUACAGUUUCCUGGUCUGUGGCAUGAUCAUUGGCUGCUUGGCUUUUAUCUUCUACGUCUUGCUUCUAUUUUUCCACAGGAUGCACCCUGAACUCUCAUCAGUUCUUACCCAGGACAAACCCCUUGGCUUGGAGAACUCUGAGUGCUACCAGAGGUGAGAUGGGAUGCUGGAGGCAGGUGAAGACCUCAGCCUCUGGAGCAACAAGGUGACGAAAUUGACACAGGAAGCCAAGGGUGACAGAAGAGGCCUCUCCUGCCACCUUUGUGUGAUUCUUCUCCAUUCAUACUAAACCAAGAAGUUGAAUCCUGGUCCCUGGGUUUUUCCUGGACAAAUCAUUAGGGAACCUGGCAUUUUUGUUAUUUUCCUCUUCUGUGAUUCAGACUUUCAGUCCAUGACAGCCAGAUGGGAGGGCAAAAGACAGCUCUCAUAUCACUCCACCAUCAUCAGGCACGGACCAUACCCUGGGUCUGAGAUCACCUUUAGUUGAGGUUUGAAAAAAAGAAUGUUGAAAUUGUAAAGCCCUUUGAUCAUUGCUAGUUGUAGAUAUAUUUUCAACUAAUCCAAACUCCCAAGCAUGUUGAAAGGACUCAUGUGUUGCUUACUUACUCAUGGUCCAAAGUCCCUCCCAUUCCUGCUGUAGAAAUCAAUAGUUCAUCUGUAUCCUAAGACAGCAAAAAGAGAUGUUGAAUCCUGCUUUCUUUGAAACACUCGUUCAGUGGUACACUGGGCUAGCUUGGCCCAGCUUAUAAAAGCUGACUGCUAAAUUUUCGUUUUGAGAGCUAGUUGUUAAGUGCAGCUGUGAUUAAAAAUUAAUUUAUAAAUAAGCAAAGAUAAUACUCAACAUUGAUAAUUUUGCCAUAACUGAUGCUCCAGAGGUCAUUAUGUCCGUGGCACCCAGGUGGUGGCAUUGCUACACAACAGCAUGCCACCGGGCUUCUCCCAGCUGCCCAGUAACAGACAAUGGGUAGCUUGAAGGCAACCAUGGUGCAGAAGUGGGCCAAGGUACACGUCAUGGCUGUCCCCAGGAAGCCAACUGUUAAGCAUUUACCAGCAUGCUGAUGCUAAUAAUCAAUGCUAAUUAGUCCAGAAAGCACCUGGGAGAAUAAAAUGGACAUCCUAUUUUUCUUUACUGACAUCCAAAAGGUACAGAUGCAGCAGAGAACUUUAAAAAGUAGCUCAUUGAAAUUUUGUAUCUUUUAUAGAGGAAAAAUUUUAUACUAUGUCAAGGUCUUUGGUUUUUUUUUUCCAUAAAAAGCUGGGACUACGGAAUAAUUCAAGCCACGUGAUAGAAAGUACUGUCUGUCAGGAAUUCCCACUAUGCCAAGCACAGAGGGUCAGUAACAGAGAAUGCAUGCUCACAAGUUCAGGCAGGAGUGAGAGUACAAGGCUUUUGGAGCCACCCAUGCGGCAGUUACAGUGACUUCUGGAAGUAAUGAAAUAGCAGCUCCAGUAAUUGGUUUACCUGUGCAUUCGCUGUGAGUAUACAGAUGUGCAUGCAUAAAUGUGAAAAUUCGGUGAAUGAUGGUCCCGGGGGACAAUAGUUCACACAGAGCACAGAGACCUGGGUAAAGUACUGCCCUCACUUUCUAGCUGUGUAACCCUAAAAGAGCCCCAGCAUUUCCAACCUCACUUGUUUUUACCAGUGUGGUGGCAUCUCUAGAAGCAUCCUACCUCACAGGAGUUCUGAGAGAAUUAAGUGAGUUUGUAUGAAGUAUUUGCUAUAUACCCAACAUGGAAACUGCCUAAUGAAUGUUAAGUGUUUUUACUUUUAAAGCCUCAUAAGAAAUCAUUCAUGUUUGGUACAUAUUUAUUGCAACUCAAAUAGAUCCAAUUUUGGAAGGCUGGUGGUCUACGGGAAUAGUUUUAACUGUAAAAAAAGUAUGAGAUACCAGCCAGAUUGAAAUGUGCAAUCUAACUGUAAUUACUGACCUGGGCAAAGAGAAGGCAAUUGUAUUUUUCUUGUAGUUUUCCAAGAAAAUAUCAUUUUUAUACAGAUUUUGAAAGAAUCAAUGGUUAUAUCUAAGUUGAUGAUUAAUAUGUUAAUAUAGAAAACAAAAUUAAAACG